AUGAUCGCUCUACGAUGGGGAAAGUUCCUGCAAAAACCAUCAGCACCGUUUUGGCUGUGGACUGCAUGGAUUAAAUUCACGCGCCUUCUUCUUCUUGCUAGUCAAAGAGUGAAUAUAUCUCUUCAAAAAGCAAUUGACAGUGAAACUCGACAUUCCACGGACAGAAUCACAUAUCUUACGACUUGCUUGAAGCACAAUAUCCUCGCCAAGGAAUUAGAGUAUCAAGCAUCAGCAUUGCACACGUUAUUGCCAAAUGCAGAAGCAUGA
Molecule: messenger RNA, 267 nt
Organism: Sclerotinia sclerotiorum 1980 UF-70
Lineage: Eukaryota; Fungi; Ascomycota; Leotiomycetes; Helotiales; Sclerotiniaceae
Exons: 3
Coding region: 1-267 (88 amino acids)
Source: RefSeq, a predicted model, not a curated record